Messenger RNA from Salvia splendens (bonfire salvia), 1357 nucleotides. Its product is annotated as IAA-amino acid hydrolase ILR1-like 7. Lineage: Eukaryota; Viridiplantae; Streptophyta; Magnoliopsida; Lamiales; Lamiaceae. The transcript is spliced from 4 exons. Bases 316 to 1200 code for a protein of 294 amino acids. Gene Ontology annotation, cellular component: endoplasmic reticulum. The record is from RefSeq and is a predicted model, not a curated record. Gene Ontology annotation, molecular function: IAA-Ala conjugate hydrolase activity. Gene Ontology annotation, biological process: auxin metabolic process.
AACUGUCAACUCCGAACUCGUUUAAGUUCGGCCAACACCGAGCACCAACACCGAACUCGUUUAAGUUCGGCCAACACCGAGCACUGAGCACCGAGCUCAACACCGAACAUUGAGCUCGGUUAAUCCCUGAGCACGACUACAAACUCGACCAAUCACCGAGCAUGAUUGCAGUUCGUCAGAUCACUGAACAGCACAUCGGUCCCUAAUCGCCGAACAGUAUAUCGGUAACCGAACUGAACUGAUUGUGCAGUUUUGCCCCAAUCCUCAUAACAGGAAUUGAGAGAAUGGGAGCACAAGAGCCAAGUGAAGGGCAAGAUGCACGCAUGCGGCCAUGACGCCCACACCGCAAUGCUUCUGGGCGCCGCAUCGAUUCUGCAGCAGCUCCGCGCCUACUUAACCGGAACGGUGGUGCUGAUAUUCCAACCGGCGGAGGAGAGCGGCGAGGGCGCGAGGGAGAUGGUGAGAGAGGGCGUGGUCGACAACGUCACCGCUAUUUUGGGGCUGCACACCGUGCAUGGAUAUUCGCGCGGCGUCGUCGCUUCCCGCCCGGGGAAGUUUCUGGCCGGCUGCGGGAGCUUCAAGGCCGUGAUCGGCGGCCAUGGAGAUGCAGCCGAUCACAUCUUGGCUGCUUCUGCUUCGAUUAUAAGCUUGCAGAAUAUUGUGUCUAGAGAGACUGACCCUUUGGACUCUCAGGUGGUUUCUGUGACUAUGGUGCAUGCGGGAGAUGCAACGAAUGUAGUCACGAUUGCGGGAACGUUCAGAGCAUUCGGCAGAAAUAGCAUGUAUGCAAUUAGGAAAAGAAUUGAAGAGGUUAUAAAAGGUCAAGCUGCGGUGCAGCGGUGCUUGGCGGAGGUGGAAUUCGAGGGAGAAGAGCAUCCGACGCUUCCGCCGACCAUAAACACCGAGAAAAUAUACGAACAUGUGAAGCAAGUUUCAUGGAAUGUUGUUGGGGAAGACAACACGAUUUUGGCUCCAACGUUUAUGGGAAGUGAAGAUUUUGCAGUAUACUUGGAGAAAAUAGAAGGAUCAUUCUUGCUGUUGGGAGUUGGAAACGAAAAGGCAGGAUCUGUUUACCCACCUCACAGCCCUUACUUCACAGUUGAUGAGGAUGUUCUUCCCAUUGGAGCCUCAAUCCAUGCUCUUUUUGCAAUUUCUUAUCUGCUCAAUCUAACUACCCCUUGCCAAUUACUCCUUAUUUGAUACUACCAUUAUUGUCAUUUGCAACAAUAUGCUUCAAUUAUUUCAGUUAUGCAUGCUUCAUCAAAUAAUUAAUACUGCUAACAACUCCAUAUAUAUGUGGCUUAUCUCUUCACAUGAAUGAAAUCAAGUGAUGCUAAAAGCACUACAUAUAACUAGU